This is a messenger RNA of Haliotis rufescens (red abalone), 5532 nucleotides long. Its product is annotated as tyrosine-protein kinase transmembrane receptor Ror2-like. NCBI's taxonomy places the organism in Eukaryota, Metazoa, Mollusca, Gastropoda, Lepetellida, Haliotidae. Gene Ontology annotation, molecular function: ATP binding; transmembrane receptor protein tyrosine kinase activity; protein binding. The record is from RefSeq and is a predicted model, not a curated record. The coding region runs from base 346 to 2916 and encodes 856 amino acids. Gene Ontology annotation, biological process: protein phosphorylation; positive regulation of kinase activity; cell surface receptor protein tyrosine kinase signaling pathway. The transcript has 9 exons. Gene Ontology annotation, cellular component: signaling receptor complex.
UCAUUUUCCUUAGGAUAGGUAGUUGAGUCUGGGCAAUGAGAAGUUGGGGUACAAGCGGGAAAGUGUCUUUUAGUCGCUGGAAGUCGGGAAUUUACCGUGUCUAGGAAGUUGGAUACAAUUUGAAACAAGGUGUAUGGCUUGAGUGUGGGCAAAUCGUUAACCGAGAGAAUUCAUCCGCAUAUUUUACAGCUAGCGUAGCGCCGGGACAUACCAGCGGAGCGACACUCACUCAGUCGUUCAUUAUAUCGACUAUGUCAACGUGCGGGGAAACUUGCUUUUAUCAUUGAUGUUUAUCAUGAGGAUUUCUCGAUAUAAGACACCGUGAUACUGUCUUCAACACCUAAAAUGGAUCUUACAACGAUUUUAGGUGUCAGACUGUUUGGAGUACUUAUAUUCUUGAUGACGUGCAAUACGACCUCGGCAACAGGUCUACGAAUAUCUAGACCUCCAAAGAAUGAGACAGUGCUGAAAGGCGUUCGGCUCGAAAUGCACUGUAAAGCAAGAGGCCAACUGCCUAUCAAAGUAAAAUGGUAUCACAACGAAAGGGAAAUGAUUCCUGAAACCUCGAACUACAACAUUGCUCGUCAGUCUGGAACGUUACGUUUCUUCAAGGUCAUGGUUGUUGACAGAGGACGGUAUCACUGCAAGGCCUCACAACCUGCCUUGGGGACAUACGUGGUGUCAGAAACCGUCCAUCUCACUGUUCACGCUCCGGUUGAGAUAACAAACAUUUUCCAUGGCAAGAGAGUAGAACCUGUGGGCAAACUGAUCAGGCUCGAGUGUGUGGCAGCUGGGAUUCCCCUUCCUCGAGUUCAGUGGAGGAUUAAUGGGACGUCUAUAACAAAACCAAAUGAGGAACUCGGCAUCAGCUUCAAGACCAAGAAGACCUCUUAUGCAACAGUGAACUCCAUCCUCAAAGUGAGGGUGACCUAUGAUGCAGUGAUCGAGUGUGAAGCCAACAAUGAACCGGUGGGAAUAGGGCUACGCGUUAAGACUAGUCAAACCAAAGUCAAAGUCAUAAAAGUACCAGAGCAAGGAAGAACUAAGGGCGUCUGUGGAGUAUACAAUGGUACAAUAUGUAACAAGACUUUGGCCGGGCGCCGAGUAUUCUACAACAACUCCCUGACCGAUCUCCGGAACGACCCCGAGGCCAUCGUCCGGGCUCUGUGGAAGGAAAUGUUGGAGACUGGGCUGUUUGACCAGUCCUGCCAAGAACCGGCGGAGAAACUCAUGUGUCACUAUGCCUUCAUGGACUGCGAGGAGAAGAAUGGAGAAGUCGUAUACAAGCCGAUCUGCAGGGAAAGUUGUCUGGCUGUGAAGGAUCUGUUCUGCUACCAGCAAUGGACAACCAUUGAUGAGAACAAAAAGAAGGACAUUUUCUUCAAGGAGAGAGGCUAUUUCCGUCUCCCAAACUGUAGCCUGCUGCCCAGCAAGUUCAAGGGCAGCUGUACCAAGGCCAAUCUGUUUGAGAGAGAACCUCAUGAAGUCACAAGUGACUGCUAUGUGGGUUCUGGUCAGUGGUACAAUGGGACGGUCAACACAACAAUAUCCGGCGCCACUUGCCAGCACUGGUCAAUGAACUCACCCCAGAAGCACCAGCGUCCUCCUGAAGUUUUCGUGUCGUUGGAGAACUCGGAGAACUACUGUCGGAACCCAGGUUCCGAGGAGGCCCAGCCAUGGUGCUACACAACGGACAAGUUCAAGAGAUGGGAGUUUUGUGACAUACCCAAGUGUGUUCGAUAUGAAAACAAAACGUCAUCUUUGGAUAAUUUGGAGGAAGAGCCAAAGUUCACCUUCCUGGCCAUCUUCAUCAUCACCAUCGUCUCGUCCGUGGGCAUCCUGGUCCUGGCGCUGAUUGUGGGGCUCUGCUUCAACAUGUUGAUCCAGAACCAUCACAUCAAGUACAAUGCCACGCCCCAGGAGGACCUUGACAUUGACAUUGAGAAACUGCCGCCCAACAUGUCCUACCAUUUGAUGAAGGAGAAGAACCGACUCAACCCCAAACUAGAAAGUCUCGAGUAUCCGCGCAACGACAUCAUAUAUAUCCGUGAUAUAGGACAGGGAGCCUUUGGUCGUGUGUUUAAGGCUAAGGUGCCUAAUUUGUUAGAAAAUGAAGACUGCACAUUGGUUGGUGUUAAAAUGCUUAAAGAAGACGCAUCAGAGGACCUUCAGGCUGAUUUCGAACGCGAAGCAUCUUUGAUGGCGGAGUUUAGCCAUCCCAACAUUGUGAAACUUUUGGGGGUGUGCGCUAUCGGCAAGCCGAUGUGUUUGUUGUUUGAGUACAUGAGUAAAGGCGAUCUGAAUGAGUUUUUAAGACUGUGCAGUCCCGAGCACUUCAUCACUCAGUCUCGCUCUCUGACAGACUGCCAGGAAAUGGCCAAUCUGGACACAGCUGACCAGUUGUACAUCUCCACCCAGAUAGCGGCUGGGAUGGUGUAUUUAUCUCAGAAAGGGUACGUUCAUCGGGAUCUUGCCACUAGAAAUUGUCUCGUGAGUGAUAAUUUGAUUGUGAAAAUUUCAGAUUUCGGGUUGGCGAGGAGUGUUCAUAGUGUUGACUAUUACAAGGGCAGCGACAAUGACGCUAUUCCUAUCCGAUGGAUGCCGUUGGAGGCUAUUCUUUAUAACAAAUUCACUGUGGAGUCGGAUGUGUGGUCAUUCGGUGUUGUACUGUGGGAGAUUUUUUCAUUUGCGUUACAGCCGUACUACGGCAUGACCCAUGAAGAAGUGGUGAAAUAUGUUAAGGAUGGGAAAAUCCUCGCUCAGCCCGAAAGUACUCCUGUCCCUGUUUAUGAGUUAAUUAAAAAUUGUUGGAAUAAAAAACCAUCAAGUCGCCCCUCAUUCCAAUCGCUUCACAAAUCUGUAUGUUCCUUUUAUGAAGAGUGCUCAAAAAAGAAAAACUUGAAAGUGUCGGUCUGAGGUUUGUGAUGGAGGGUAACCAUCACAGACUUUAUCUCAAUCACGAUUGAUGUGAUUUGGACUCGAGGAAUACGUCAUCAUUAUUCCCAACAGAGAACUAAGACUCACUUUGACCUUUGACCAAUCUCAUGAAGACAUAUCAUUUUUCCAGCGCUUCAUCGAAUCAUAUAUAUAAUUUUCAUAUUUCCCAGACGACGUUACCAUGUUACCAUGUGAUUUAUAAGGAGUGUUUGUUCUCUGGAUCCUGACAAGUUGGACAAGAAAUGAACAUUACAUUCAAAUAUUCAUAUAUGGCACCUCAACCGACGACAACUUUGACAGCUUGUGAUAUUUCAUAUAGAGAUAUUGCGGCUUAAUGGCAUUUUAACUAUGAAUACAAUGGCUGAACAUUGAAAUUACAACAAAAUCUCACAUUUUAAAGGAAUACCUACAUAUCUUUACACAUAUUUUUCUCUAAGUUUCUUUUUAUGGUAAUCCCAGAUUGACAUAAAAUGGCUGUCAAAUUUCAUCUUUUGCCAAAGCAUAAUAAUUGUCUUGAGAAAUGAACUUGUGAACAUAAAAGGCUUUGUAGAGUGAUGAAAUAUGGAAAAAAGUUAAAUGCAAAGCAAAUUUAGACUGCCAUUUAUUAAAGUUUGGAAGAAACUGAAAGGUGGGCUAAUGCAUCUACAACAGCUGAGCAACAUGGAGAAUCUAGAGAAUGUGAUUGGUUGAUUCAAAUCCCAUGUGACCAAUAAGGAAGAUUUGGUGAAAUUUGAUUAGCUGCACUAUCUCCUCUUCCCAAGGAAAGGAAGUCUGCAGCAAAUCUUGCUGUGGUUGCUGAGUAUUUUAACUGACCAAUGAGAUAUCUGCAGCCUUGUGUUUGGUUGUAAGAUAUUAGAACUGACCAAUGAGGAAGCUAUAUUUGCCAGGGUGAUAUCCGAGACAGUGACUCUCUACUAAUGAAUUGUGAUUUUGUACAGAUUGUUAUUAAUGUUGUGCCUAUCCGUGUGGAACCGCCUUGGAGUCCAUUUUGUAUUAGUUCAAGGUCAACAACUAAUGAUACCAAAUAUGGCGAUUUCUGUCAGUUGAUGAAAAUGGGAAGAGGAAGAAACAAGGUCUUUUAUUUGGAUACAGAAAACAUAUUUUUGACAAUUGGUAUUUCUUGUAUGUUACCAUGACAUCAGUAGAACUAUAAAGACAGGGUUGGACCAAAGUUGCAUUUAUGGUACCAAACUUCCUUGGCUUUGGUGUAUAAACUGGUUGUUCUCAAGAAACAUCUUAUAUUUACAUUUUCAGUGCUAAAUAAGAUCAAAAUUCAAUUAUGUUCAUUUCAUUAUUUUGAUUGCAGACAUAAUCAGAUCAUAUCCUGUUGUUAAAAUAAAACACAUAUAUAAAAAAUAAAGUUUUUAGGUUUUAUUUACAUGACAAGAAAUAAUUCCUCAAAGAAACAGAGAGCCAGAUCUGUGAUCCAAGUAAUAUGAAAAGUUUGUUUUUAGAAAAGACUAGAAACAGGCUAUAUUCAUCUUAAAAUCACUGGGUGAAGUGUUUCAGCCAACUAUUGGACCUUGCGUUUAUUAGAUAAAGAAUCAGGACUAAUCACUUUACACAAUAAAGAAAUUUCAUUUUGGGCAUCAUUUUGAACAAAGCAUCGACCAUGCUUUGGUGAGAAUUCAUUGUUAUCCAUAAUAGUUAAAAAAUAUUAAGAAAAUUGUUAACACUUGAAUUGUGACAUUUUAUUUCCUUUUAUUUAAUUUUCUUUUCAAUAUUAAAAUGUAACAAUAUUCAGUCAUCUUGGUUCCUAGUAUCUUUGGCACUAGUAAUGCAUCCUCUUUCAACCCUUUCCUUCAGUCUGCAAGCUGCAUUGAGACAGUCUUGUGGUGAUGGAUAUCUGUUUUGACUAUGUCAGAACAAACGAUACCCAACACCCUUGGGAUACUCAACAACCUCGAUACUCAACACCCUCACUAUUGUGUCACAUUGGUCAUCAGUUUUUUUUAAUAUAUUAACGUAUCACAACAAUUAUAGAAACUAAUAAGGUCAAGGUCAAGGUCAAGGUCAAAGAUACUUAUUUUGCCAAUGGAGACUUUCAGCAAUGAAACUCAACAUUGCCUGUUUAGGUUAUUGUGUAAAUAGGAAAUAUUGGUGCUCAACCCUGUCUUUAAUUACGAUCUACAGACCAUGAAUUUCAAAUUCUCAAGAUUUAGUUACAUUGUCAUGUGAAAAAAUAAUAUGCUGCAAAAAGAACUGGAUCAUAAGCAGUUGCCUGUACUCCAAAAGAUUCCAUUUCUGUCACCAUGGUAACAAAUCUUCCCAAUUUCCAGCAGUAAUGAUUGCUCCCUAGAUUUUUGUGUCCACGUUGUUUCCACGACGAUAUGUGCAUGUGCAACAGCUGUACAAUAGCCGCAGUUAGUAUUGCCUUCGUUAUUUAUUAUUUGUAUAUGAACUUAGUGCUGACUUUGAGGACAAAUUUGUGUUCAGUUCAUGUGUCCUAAAAUACAUUUGAAGAGAUGGACCUCUAGAUGCCAGCCUUAUUGUGAGAGCUGUAGACCUGUGUUAGUUGUAUUGUCACGUAUGUUGUGUUCACUUAAACAUACCUGUAAUGUUUGGUAUUACUUAAUUAAACCAAUAUACACUUAA